UGCGGUGCGCGUGACGUCAUAUUAAAUGGCGACUGGUAUUACGCUGCUUUGUCGGGAAUAAUUUACUCAGUUUGUUUUAUUGUUUAAUAGUAUUGUUGUACGUUUAAAUCAUGUUGAUUACAGUAAAAACUCUGCAGCAACAGAGCUUCAAAGUUGAAGUGGAUUCAGAAGAAUCGGUGAAGGUCCUCAAAGAAAAAAUUGAGGCAGAAAAGGGCAAAGAAGGAUUUCCUGCAAAUGGGCAAAAACUUAUUUAUGCAGGAAAAAUUUUGGAAGAUGACAAAAAAGUUGCAGAUUACAAAAUAGAUUCGGAAAAGAGUUUCCUGGUUGUUAUGGUGACAAAGCCAAAAGCAGCAGCUGCUGCAGCAAAACCUGAGACUGCUGCUGCUGCACCUGCACCUGCCCCUGCCCCAGCACCGGUAGUAGUAGAGGUAACACCCCCAGCACCACCUGCAGAACAACCAAAACCAGAACAGGAGAAAAUGGAGGUAUCACCAACCAGCCCUCCACCCACUACUGCUACCACAACCACAGCAUCAGCCACAGAAGGUACAGCCAGUACGACAGAAAGCAGCACAGCUGCCGCAUCUGUGUCAGCAGAGAGCACGUUAGUCACAGGCCAGGCCUAUGAAAACAUGGUUGCAGAGAUCAUUGGUAUGGGUUUUGAACGGGAACAAGUAGUGCGGGCACUGAGGACCAGUUUUAAUAAUCCCGACAGAGCAGUGGAAUACCUGCUUACAGGUAUUCCGGAAUUCCCUGCUGAGCCACCAGCGCCAGUUCCACCUGCUCCAGCACAGACAACAGCCCCAGCCACAGCUACAGCUACAGCUCCGGCCACAGCCCCCGCACCCGGCACCACCACGUCUGGGAGCGUCACUUCAAACCCAACACCACAAGGAGAGGAAGACACCCUGGCAUUCCUUAGAACACAACCUCAGUUUAAUCACAUGAGGAGGCUUAUUCAUCAAAACCCUUCUCUUCUUCCUCAACUCUUACAACAAAUAGGUCAAUCAAAUCCCCAAUUAUUACAGCUUAUUAGUAGAAAUCAAGAACGAUUUAUUGAGAUGUUAAAUGAACCGGUCGGUGAUGAGGAACAGGCUGAAGGAGGUGGCCUCCCCGGGGCAGGAGGAGCACCAGGAGCUAGCCCUAUGGGCCAAGGAUAUGUUCAAGUCACACCACAAGAAAAAGAAGCAAUAGAAAGAUUAAAAGCAUUGGGUUUUGGAGAAGGAAUGUGUAUUCAGGCCUACUUUGCCUGUGAGAAGAAUGAAGAAUUAGCUGCCAAUUUUCUAUUGUCCCAAGGUUUUGAUGAUGAUGAUCAACAGAGCUGAUCCAUUUUAUGUUAAAAGACUUUGUAUGGUUAGAGAAGUUUGAGCUACAGGAUGGACGUAUCCAGCUUGUUAACACAUAUUGACAUAUUAUAUCAGCAGUACGUACUACCAUCUCUGUGUGGAGCUUUCAGUGGUGGGCAACAGCAGGUAGUGCAUUCACACGGUCCAAUCUGCGGAGUAGCGUCACAUUGAGUUUGGUACAUCGGUUGUAGUGUACUCUAGAUGGCAGUGGUGUGGAGGUGGUGGUGGUGAGGUAAUGACGAAUCCCAGUGCCUCCCAUGUGAUGCUGACAAAUUGGGGAGUUACGUGGUAGUGAUUAAAUUCUAUUUACAUUUGUAAUUCACCAAGUUAUCACCUUUAAGCAUCCCUACAUCAGCUGCAGUUGCAUAGAAUGCAAAGCCAUUUGUUUGCAUUUAGAGUAUUUACCUGAGAGCAUUUGUCAUAGGUGAUUUGCUCCGUCAUUUUAAUGUGAAUUUCUUUUUCCUACACAAUGCAUUUAUAACUGCAGAUCCAUCAUUUGUUCUGAUUUACAUAUAUAUUUUCCCCAAACUUGUUCUGUAAAGUUAAUGUGUGAAUAAUUUGGCGAUGCUUUAACUUGUAGAAUUGUGUUAUUGCACACCAUAAUUACCUCGUUAAAAUGUCGGCCAAUGUCAAUUGGUAGAUUUCUUUCAGUUGAUGAUGAGGUAAUCCCUGUAUAUUUAUUACCGGUAUACAGCUUAUUCAUGAUAUGUUUUAACAAAUUUCAUGAAAUAAAGCCAAAUUUAUACUUGAUUUAUUACUUUUUAUCAUUUCUUUGUUUUUUGGAUAAAUUGCUGUAAAAUUUGCAACUCCCGAUUUCCUUGUUUUCAUCUCUUAUCAGCCAAGUUUUGCACCUUACUGCAUAAAUAACAUUGCAAGAAAUGGUUAUGUGAUACAGUUAUAUAGCAAGCAUGAUUGAACUACAUAAGUAACAGACAAUGAAACUUCACAUCCAGCAUUUCAUAUCGAAAUUAAAUUUAAUGCUCAUGUUUUAAUAUAUAUUAAGCUGUGUUUUUUUUUUUUGAGAGUUCCUUAUCAAUAAAAAUUGGUUAGAAACACACCAGAGCUGGAUGUGAUGUGAUUAAAAAGUUAUUGUGUACAUCACUACAAAAUGCAAUCACUGUUUAUGAAAAUGUAUUCUAACAGCUUCAAUAUAGUGAAAUAUAAGGUGUGGCUAUGUUUGAACGACUAGCUACAAUAAGUUGUAUCAAUUCAUUAGUCAAUACUUAGCCUGUUUUGUCAGAUAGACUGGGUAUUAUGGGUUUGAUUCAGUGAUGUUCAGGAAAACAUUAUACACUCGCCACUCUUGCUUGGGCGAGUUUCUAAUGCUUUUAAAGAGAACCAAUUUCAGUAAAACAGCAUCUAAAAUAUCACAAAAUUUGAUAUGAAAUUUUCAGUUUAGUGUGAAACAUUCAUUAUCUAGGAUGGUUGACUAAACUUUACGAUACAUGAGUAGGUGGCUUCUCCAGUGUUGAAUACAGUCAAGUUUCAUUAUUACUAACUUGCAUAGAUGUCAAAUGCUGUGUUUAUCUGAAAGUAAGUUGUUGGUCAAAUUGCAUUUUAUUGUGCAGUGCAUUUUAGCUUUGAAUUCCCCAUUUCUUCUCCAGUUUAAUGAUGUUCGACUGUAUUGAAAUUUGUAAUCGGUGUGUUGUUGGACAGAUUUGUUUAACACUUCUGUCACUACAUGCCAAUCUGGUAUGCUUGGGAGAUGAAACAAUUAAAAUAACAUUUGUAAUAC
Molecule: messenger RNA, 3081 nt
Organism: Mizuhopecten yessoensis (Yesso scallop)
Lineage: Eukaryota; Metazoa; Mollusca; Bivalvia; Pectinida; Pectinidae
Product: UV excision repair protein RAD23 homolog B-like
Exons: 9
Coding region: 111-1325 (404 amino acids)
Biological process (GO): nucleotide-excision repair; proteasome-mediated ubiquitin-dependent protein catabolic process
Cellular component (GO): cytosol; nucleoplasm
Molecular function (GO): damaged DNA binding; polyubiquitin modification-dependent protein binding; ubiquitin binding
Source: RefSeq, a predicted model, not a curated record